Molecule: messenger RNA, 2854 nt
Organism: Glossina fuscipes
Lineage: Eukaryota; Metazoa; Arthropoda; Insecta; Diptera; Glossinidae
Gene: Men-b
Product: NADP-dependent malic enzyme
Exons: 9
Coding region: 307-2190 (627 amino acids)
Biological process (GO): malate metabolic process; pyruvate metabolic process
Cellular component (GO): mitochondrion
Molecular function (GO): malate dehydrogenase (decarboxylating) (NAD+) activity; malate dehydrogenase (decarboxylating) (NADP+) activity; NAD binding
Source: RefSeq, a predicted model, not a curated record
UUCAUUUCAGUCUUGAAAAAGUGUGAGAGAGAGGGUGUGCUGAAGUUCUGUAAAUGUUUUAAAUUUCUGUACGUAAAAAUAAUACAAUUUGAUCGUGGAGCUAUCGGAUUUAUCGGGUAGACGAGAUUGCAGUAAUUUAAAAAAAUAAAUAGAAAAAUAAUCGUAUCUAUCAGCAAAGAGAAUAUUGCAAUCAUCGUUAAUAAUACGUAACAGUGGUAUCCAAUAUCAGUCUCAAUGUUAUAAAGAAAAUUAAGUGAACUGAAAAGAAAUAUAUAUAUCAAAAAAGGAGAAACUUAACAAAGAAAAAUGUUUUCAAGACCCAAUCUUUACGGUAAUCUAACUAAAAUAUGCGGUAAUAUGAGAACAACAGCACUGGUAAAUCCCUCGUCGGUUACAGCUGCAGCCGCAUCAUCGCCUACACCGUACAGUAAUGCGAAUGUGCGUCAAUACCACGAAGUAGUGGGUGAUAUUGUAUGCCCCUCUCAAGUGAGAGGCAUUGACCAUAUCAGAGAUCCCCGCUUAAAUAAAGGCUUGGCGUUCACAUUGGAAGAACGUCAGAUAUUGGGCAUACAUGGUUUGCAGCCGGCUCGUUUUAAAACCAUGGAAGAACAGUUGGAAUUAUGUAAAAUUGCUGUCAACCGUUACAUGGAACCCUUGAAUAAAUAUUUAUACUUGGCUGAUUUAGCCGAUCGUAACGAACAUUUGUAUUUUCGUUUUCUGUACGAUAACAUAGAGGAUCUUAUGCCCAUCGUAUAUACGCCCACUGUGGGUUUGGCUUGCCAACGUUUUGGUUUAAUUUAUCGGCGGCCGCGUGGUUUGUUUAUUACGGUUAACGAUCGGGGCCACGUAUUUGACAUCUUGAGAAACUGGCCUGAGCCAGAUGUACGUGCUAUUUGUGUAACUGACGGUGAGCGCAUCUUGGGUCUGGGUGAUUUAGGUGCUAAUGGUAUGGGUAUACCCGUCGGCAAAUUGGCAUUGUAUACGGCUUUGGCCGGCAUUAAACCACAUCAAUGCUUACCAGUUUUGAUAGACGUUGGCACUAACAGUUAUGAUCUUCUUGAAGAUCCUUUGUAUGUCGGUUUGCGUCAGAAACGGGUUAUUGGCAAAGAAUACGAUGAUUUCAUUGAUGAAUUUAUGGAAGCUGUUGUUAAACGUUAUGGUCAAAAUACGUUAAUCCAAUUUGAAGAUUUCGGCAAUCAAAAUGCAUUUAGAUUCCUGGAUAAAUUCCGGAACACAUAUUGUACUUUCAACGACGACAUUCAAGGUACUGCCGCCGUAGCCGUGGCUGGGUUAUAUGCAUCCAAGCGUAUCACCAAUCGUAAUUUCGCUGAUUCAACGUUCGUGUUUGCGGGUGCCGGCGAGGCUGCUAUUGGCAUUGCCUCAUUGUGCGUAAAAGCAAUGGUGGACGAAGGUGUAGAUGAGAAAACUGCUCUUUCAAAAAUUUGGAUGGUGGAUAUUGAUGGCCUUUUGACAACGACGCGAAAAAAGGGUACAAUAUCUACUCAUCAAACCAAAUUUGCUAAAGAUGUGGAGCCGUUAGAUAAACUUGAGGAUAUAGUAACAAAAUACAAACCGAAUGUAUUGAUUGGGGCCUCAGCUGCUGCUGGCAUCUUUACACCAAAAAUCCUUCAAACUAUGGCUGCUAACAAUGAACGCCCGAUUGUAUUUGCAUUAUCAAAUCCAACCAGCAAGGCCGAAUGCACUGCCGAGCAGGCAUAUCAAAACACUGAUGGUCGUGUAGUGUUCUCAUCUGGUUCUCCGUUCCCACCAGUGACCAUUAAUAAUAAGACCUUUACACCUGGCCAAGGUAACAAUGCGUAUAUUUUCCCCGGAGUAGCAUUAGGUGUUAUCGCCACCGGGACUCAUCACAUACCCGAAGAUAUGUUCCUCAUCUCGGCAAAAGAAUUGGCGAAUUUCGUUGAACAAUCCGACUUAGAUCGCGGUUCUUUAUACCCACCACUAAAAAGUAUUCAUGAAGUAUCAAUGCGUAUUGCAUGUGCUAUUACCUCUUACGCCUACAAAGAAGGUUUGGCCUCUACUUAUCCGGAGCCUGAGUGCAAACGUGAAUGGUUGAAGGAGCAAUUGUACAAUUUCAAUUACGAGUCAUCUAUGCCUGUGACUUGGGCGUGGCCGCGGAUGCCCUAUUUUAAGACACGUAAAGAUAGUCCACUUUUAUCGUCCAUGAAAUAGAUUUAGACGCGCUAACGUCACGUUAACAUCUGAUAUAUUCUCAUAUGUUUAUAAUAUGCUUGAUUGUGUUGAGAUUGCACAAAAUGGUUAAAUUCCUGUCGAUAGCGUAUCGUGUUAGUCUUCUAGUUCUACCACCAUCAUUUCAGCUACGACUUUUCAAUCUUCUACUAUUCGACACUUCUUCCCGUAUUACUUGGUCUAUCCCAGGUUCAGUUAACGACUACUGCAAAUAACAAAUUAGUUUCGUAGUUAAUGGAAAUAAUUUAAUUUUUUCUUUUUGUUUCGAAAAAAUUUUCAUCGUUCUAUCCAAGUAGUGGUAAUCCUACCCCACGAUUAACCUUAAAUUGGUUAAACGAAUGUUGUUUUAAUACCUGUUAUUUUCUGUUUUCCUUUGUGAUAAAAAGUUGUUUCAUUUCGUUCCUCCUCGCAAAUCGCUUCAGUAUUUUACCCUUGUUGCUAAACUCCAGCGCUUGCAUACAUAAAGUUUCAUGUUUGUGCAUCGGUACACAUCUUGCUUCAACUCUAUGCUAAACGUUGAAAUUGUUAAAACAUUUAUAGUUUCAAAAUUGGUUAUUUUUAGGUCUUUUGUUUUAUUUCCUUAAUUUUUUUUUUUAAUUGUUUUUUCAGCAAAGUAAAAAGAUCAUUAAUUAGUUGCGUUAAUCAU